AAACCCUACAAAUGUCCUUAUAAAACCCUACAAAUAUUCACGUAACAUUUUCUACCCCAGCAGAAUGGCUCGCCCUACCCACCUGGUCCUCCUGUUUGUGACGCUGGGAGCGGUGCACUCCUCGCAAGGACACGCUCGCUCCUUCACCAGAUGCCAGCUGUCCAGAGAACUACUGCGAUACAACUUCCCAAGGAGCAUGAUACCUAACUGGGUGUGUCUCAUUGAGCACGCCAGCGGUAGGACCACGGACAAGGUGACGACCCACAACAACUCAUACACCAGCUACGGCCUUUUCCAGAUUAACAACAAGGAUUGGUGCAAGAAGGGCAGGAAGGGAGGACACUGCAACAUUAAAUGUGAAGAUCUCUUGAACGAGGACUUGGCAGACGACGUGCGGUGUGCCAAGCGCAUCUACGACCGGGUCGGCUUCAAGGCCUGGCCUACAUCCUUCUCCUACUGCAAGGAGAACAGCCUCCCAGACCUAUCAAGAUGUUAAGCCAAUAGUUUGGUCCUUUUGCCCGCGUGUUCUUUAGAUUGUAAGAUUUAGUUAAGUUCGGUGUUUAUUUAAAUGCUUGAUUUAUCUAUUGUCUAUCUAAAUACCAAUGCCAUCAGGGUUAGUUGCAGAUCCCGCCAAAAAUGGAAUUCGCUUGGUUAUAAUAGUAUGAAUUUGGUGUGUAGGCCGGGAAAGUGCUAAAUUGUCUUUUUAUUAUUUUUAUUUUAAGUUAGAUUAAAUUUCUUUUAUUAGAGCGAAAGGACUAUUGUAAUUCUUACUUUUUGAAUACCAAAACAUCAAAGGUUUUAUUCUUGAUAGGCACUAUACCAUAUAUGUAUAAUAUCAAUUAAUUCAAAGUUAUUUCUUUAUCUAAUAAUAGAUAAAGAUUCUAACAUAUCACAGAAUACUAUGAAAAAUUGAAAAAUAUGAAGUAAAAACUAGUCUCAAUAGAAGACUUCAAGAUUAAGAAUUAUUAAGAAAAAGUAAUAACUAUUUUCUUUAAUAGAACUUUUCGCUUUAAUGAGACA
Molecule: messenger RNA, 1020 nt
Organism: Trichoplusia ni (cabbage looper)
Lineage: Eukaryota; Metazoa; Arthropoda; Insecta; Lepidoptera; Noctuidae
Gene: Llp1
Product: lysozyme-like
Exons: 4
Coding region: 65-496 (143 amino acids)
Source: RefSeq, a predicted model, not a curated record